UCAUCAUAGUUUUUGCUCCAGAAGAAGUAGAAGAAGCAUUCCAUUUUUGCUGUCUUCGCACAACGGCAGCAAGCAUACGACGGCCUGCAUAUGGAAGACGCACCAAAGGUGGUGAGUAUAUUCGGCUGCCAGCUCUUCCGCUGGCUGUUGGCCGAUCAGCCCCAGGCCAACAUUGCACUGUCCCCCUUCAGCCUUGUCAGUGUCGUCUCUUUGGCCAUGGCCGGGACACAGCGCAGCACUGAGCGUGAGAUGGCGCUGGCACUGGUUGCCAAAGUGCCCCAGUUCCACAAGUCCAUGCGCCGAAUACUUAUAUUUCAGGGUGGUACCCCAGGACCGGAUGAAGUUGAAACUUUCCGCAUGGCCAACCGGAUCUACGUCGACCAGCGCCUCCCUCUUCUCGAUGGAUUUCGCAAGAUCGGUGAACGCGUCUACCGCAUUACCGUUUCCAGCGCUAAUUUCGCGGAGCGCCCUGACACCGAGAGGCUUAGCAUAGACGCUUGGGUUAAGGCAGUUACGGGCAUCGGAAACGUGGUCCCUCCCAUCUGCGUCGGACCGGCCACUCGAAUACUCCUCCUCAGCGUAGCAUACGUCAACUGCAAGUGGAAACAACCCUUCCUCCGGGCCACGUUGCAGCGCAAGCCAUUCGGCGAAGAGCAGACCGUCGAAAUGAUGACUAACGUCGGAAUAUACGGCUAUGUCUGUUUAAAUGACGUGGGACUCCGAGCGGUUGAUAUUCCCUUCUCAAUCGAAUCCUGCUCACUAACCAUUAUAGUUCCAGUGAGACCUUUUCAGGAGUUUUACAAAAUUCUUACUCCGGAACUACUUGAGCGGGUGGUCGAAGGGGUAAAGGCUAAGCGUAAACUACGGCUGGAGAUUCCGAAGUUUGCCGUCUCAUAUGACGUAGAACUGAGCCGCUUUCUGCAAGAGAUCGGCAUGCGGGAGGCAUUCACUGCUCAGGCUAACUUCCGAACCGUGACAACCGCUGCUGACGCCUACCUGUCAGCGAUCAUUCAUAAGGUGGAGUUCUGUGCGAGCGAGGGAUGCGGACCGACGAACCUCGAGGCCACAGAAGCUGCUGCAUUGCCAGAGCUGGAGUUCACAGUGGACAGGCCCUUCAUGUUCGUGUUCAGGAGGUACGACUAUAUUGCGCUCAUGGGGUGCGUCCAAAGGAUUCCGGAAAAUUAGUUAGGUUUUGCCUCUCACUAAUGAAGCAUGAGACACCUGAGCACUGGCUUCGGUGAAGAUGACAACAGCAGUGAUAAAAUCAUGUACAAUAACCCGAGCCUUUCUUGCCCAGGUAAAGAGUAAAGUUGACAUUCAUAUGUAA
Messenger RNA from Ornithodoros turicata, 1327 nucleotides. RefSeq names its product leukocyte elastase inhibitor-like. Gene Ontology annotation, molecular function: serine-type endopeptidase inhibitor activity. The record is from RefSeq and is a predicted model, not a curated record. The coding region runs from base 91 to 1185 and encodes 364 amino acids. Lineage: Eukaryota; Metazoa; Arthropoda; Arachnida; Ixodida; Argasidae. The transcript has 3 exons.